UAACCACAACCAGAGGUCGCCAUCAGGCGCCCUUGACCUUUCUAGUGCAAUGUAAAAACCUUUCCACCUACAUUGUCCAGUCUCCUGGCCAUUAUGAAACGCGUGUCAAGUAUCAGAGCAACGUGACGUUCACCCUCCUGUAUCUUGUGAUCCACCAAUGCACUAAAUGGAAUAUAGUUACCUGAAACACAUAAGCAUGAGGUUCGUGUCCCUGCUCUUCGGGUUAUGGCGGAAGGAGGUAAAGAAGUAUUACGCCGUCAUUGUCUUGCUGGUUCUCAUGGUGGCAGGAUUCAACGUUACAUCCGUCUUCCUCCAAGUUCAUCAAGCCAGACAAGAACCGGCUCUUCCCAAAGACUUUCAAGAAUCAAGAGUGGUCAAAAUGUCUGUGGAUCAAAUUUACAAAGAAAGACUCCAGUAUGUAAAGAGUGAAUGCCGACAUUCUAACAAAGGAUCUGUGGCCAAAAUAUAUCGCCAUGACAAAUUACAUAUUGCCUAUUGUCCUGUAGCUAAGAUAGGCAGCACUUUCUGGAAGAGAGUGUUUGUCUUUUUACAUAAUGACACCGGAACCUUUUCUGUAAAGACUCCCUUUGAGAUCCCUCGCGCAUUCGUUCACUAUGGAAAGAAAAACAAGACACAAAUUUCACCCCUGGAUGAAGAUACCAAGAAGACGAUCUUUGGUAAUUACACCAGAUUCAUGUUUGCCCGCGAUCCUUAUUCUCGGCUGUGGUCUGCAUACCUUGAUAAAUUUUUUCUUCCCGACUUUUGGAGGAGUUUUGCCUUGCAUAUUACAAGACAGCGGUAUGACCCAACAAUUGAAGCAAGGAAGUGUGGCAAUGAUGUCAGUUUCAGUGAGUUCCUUGAAUAUGUAGUGUCUCUUUUACCAGAAAAUAUGAAUGAGCAUUGGCAGCCCAUUCAAUACAAAUGUGAUCCGUGCCAAUUCAAGCCAGACGUCAUCGGGAAACAAGAGACUUUUGGUGAUGAUUCCAGGUAUAUCUUGCGAGGAAUUGGAGAGGAGUGGAUUAUGAAUACCUUUGACCAGGAUACACAUAUUGAAGAAGAAGUUAGUAUGCUUAUAGAUUAUAACUUUGCUUUAAUUGCAAAAAGUCGGUUCUACAGGGACUGCACGUCAAGAGCAGAUAUAGCCAGAAGAUUAUGGCAAGUGUUUCAACUGAAUGGCUACCUCCCUAUCGACGAAACCGCCGAGAGCGUUGUCACAAAAAUGUCAAAUACAUUUUUAGAUAGAGAUAUAUUUAAGACCUAUGUUUUAGAAGUAUAUCGUGGAACUCCUGCCGAGGGAAGGAGGGCAUGGAAACAUCAGAGGAAAGAGGCAAUAAUCGGAGCCUACAAAACUGUUCCUUUGACACUUAUCAAACAAAUUACUGAGCUAUUUUCAAACGAUUUUGAAACAUUUGGAUAUGAUACUGCACCACCCAAUAAAAGAGACGCAUAAUCAA
Haliotis rubra (blacklip abalone) is the source of this 1454-nucleotide messenger RNA. RefSeq lists its product as uncharacterized. The transcript has 3 exons. Gene Ontology annotation, biological process: carbohydrate biosynthetic process. Bases 167 to 1450 code for a protein of 427 amino acids. Gene Ontology annotation, cellular component: membrane. The record is from RefSeq and is a predicted model, not a curated record. Lineage: Eukaryota; Metazoa; Mollusca; Gastropoda; Lepetellida; Haliotidae. Gene Ontology annotation, molecular function: sulfotransferase activity.